GACUAAUCAGGAGGCUAUGGUCUACUUUAAUAUAUGUUGCAUGUUAUGUACGGAAGAGACGCCCUAGGGAUAUGCCAAAACUUUAGAUAUCAGACGCUACUUGAUACCCUUCACAAUUCUACAGGAUUUUGAAAAACCAAAACAACUGUGUCUGUUUUCUUAGAAUCCUGAGGAGUUCUGAGAUAUCUUCCAAACGCUUUGACAAAUAUUGAUAAUAAUGCAUCGAUUUUUGCAAAUAGUGAUAACUUUCUGUACAAGUUUCUUUUACAUCUACUGUGAAAACUUAUAUUUGAACCAGUGGGCAGUUCAUGUUGAAGGUGGAAAUGAAGUUGCAAAUCGUUUGGCCGAAACACACGGUUUUGAAAAUAUUGGUCAGAUUGGGAGCAUAGAUGAUCACUAUCUGUUUGUACAUAGAAAACUUGUAAAACGUUCAACUAGUUCAAGUCCUGACCACCACUCUCUGCUACAUAAUGAUCCAGAGGUUAAGUGGGUGGAACAACAGGUCUCCAGGAAGAGAGUAAAGAGAGACUUCCAAGAGACUAAAUCCAGCCAUAUGUCAUUCCAGGAUCCACUCUGGUCAAAACAAUGGUAUUUCGAUUAUGUAACUCUGCUAAAGAAUUACUUUGUCUGUGUGAAGUCCUGACGCAUGCCCAUAUAUGGACAAAUAUUGAAAUACCACAUCUAUUUUGGAUAUGA
This is a messenger RNA of Owenia fusiformis, 696 nucleotides long. Lineage: Eukaryota; Metazoa; Annelida; Polychaeta; Sabellida; Oweniidae. The record is from the annotation of a GenBank genome assembly.